This is a messenger RNA of Lampris incognitus (smalleye Pacific opah), 730 nucleotides long. Its product is annotated as RIMS-binding protein 2-like. Gene Ontology annotation, molecular function: protein binding. Gene Ontology annotation, biological process: neuromuscular synaptic transmission. NCBI's taxonomy places the organism in Eukaryota, Metazoa, Chordata, Actinopteri, Lampriformes, Lampridae. The transcript has 5 exons. Bases 1 to 639 code for a protein of 212 amino acids. The record is from RefSeq and is a predicted model, not a curated record.
AUGGAGGAAACGUCGGGGUUGGAUGUGUUAAUAUACUCAGAUGAAGUGAGGAUUGCUACUCCAGAGGAUAUUAGAGAAUGGGAACUUGAAACUGCAAGCCAGUUGUCUCUACCUUUCCCACGACUCUUUGUGGCACUCUAUCCGUAUAACCCAGCUGCAAUGUCUCCAAACUAUGAAACGGCUGCAGAGGAGCUUCCUUUUGUGCCAGGCCAGAUAAUCAAGGUGGUUGGAGAUAAAGACUCUGACGGGUUCUACUACGGUGAAUCUGGUGGUCUCUCUGGCUAUGUACCGAGUAACAUGGUGGCUGAAAUUCCUGUAGAUGACGAGUAUCUAAGGCAUCUUCUAAUGCAGCAGGGAUUCCUCCCCGUGGACCACACAGGCAUGUGUUUGACCCCCGAUCUGAGCGACACGGCCAGUAUCCCAGAGGAUGUGGUCGUCCGUCGAAUGGUGGCCUUAUUUGAGUAUGACCCAUGGGAAAGUUCCCCCAACAUGGACAGUGAAGCUGAGCUUGGCUUUCGAGCAGGAGACAUCAUAUAUGUGUUCGGGGACAUGGAUCAAGAUGGAUUCUACUAUGGGGAUCUUCAUGGACGACGAGGCUUGGUGCCAUCAAACUUCCUGCAGCCACUACCAUGGAAUUAGAACUACUAAGAAGAUCCCCAGAAGGAUACCAAGACCCAAACACAGUGGAGAAAUUAAGUCUUUUCAAAAGAACACUUGACUCGGCAUUCUA